AGAAGAGGCUUGUUGGAACAGCCACGUUUGCGAUGAGCUCCGCUGGAAACAGCGCAUCGGCCCUCGGCCGAGGAUCACACCCACCGUCAACUACUGAUUCCGGUAAUUAUAAAGUCGUUCUCCCUCGUCUACCGACUGGCAACACCGUUCUCAAUUCAGUUUUCCUGCAUGCUGACCUGGCAGGGCGGCCGUAUCGGGCCCCGGACUUUCGCGAUGCUCUCCUUUCAGUGCUAAAUGCAACUGAUAUCCUCGGCGCUGGACAAUACCAGAUGAGCCAUUUGUGGUUAGUCACAUGUGUUAACAGCAUCGCGAAACAGAAACUUGUCGACAAAGGCGAGUUGCUGGUGAAAGGCCUCAAGUGCCUUGUCAUAGACCCGGAAUGCAAAAAUAUCAAGAUGAAGCUUCUUUGGCUUCCCCCACACCUCGAACAGAGACGGAUUGUUGAAGCGCUAGAGCCAUAUGGCACAGUGCAGUCCAUCACGAGAGAAAUGUGGCGGUGUGAUGGCAUGGAGGGCUGGCAAAUGACUAAUCGAGACGUCGCGUUCACAUUGAAAGAUGGGGUUUCUGCCAGUAAUCUGCCACAUCUAUUGAGCAUAUAUGGCCACCAGUGCCUUAUCUUGAUUCCUGGCCGACCACCACUUUGCCUCCGGUGCAACAGAGUUGGGCAUAUCCGGCGACACUGUAGAACACCGCGCUGCAGUAACUGUCACCGCUAUGGUCACCCGGCAGAUGCAUGCAUCGGAACCUACGCUGACAAACUUCGUGCAAAUAGACCAGCUGAGGAUGAUGCCAUCACCGAUCAUCUAAUGGACGUGAGCGAAGUUGUGGACGCAACUGGCGAAACACUCCCUGAGACUCAUCGACAAGAACAGAUUAAGCCGUCAUCGGCUGACAUUAGCGUUAGCCAGAAGCCUGCGAGCGAGGAUGAGACUAAGGCACCUGACGACGAACCAACUGUGACGACGAAUCUCCACCAGUUCAAGAUCGCCCACCUACAGAGCUUCCGGUCACAGCUGUACGGGAGCCCCUUCACCGUGGUGACGACCAUUGCUCUCCCUGGUGGCUGGGCAUUCUUCAUGAUCCAUGAGGUCGGACUACGCGUUGCCAGGUAG
Molecule: messenger RNA, 1112 nt
Organism: Dermacentor andersoni
Lineage: Eukaryota; Metazoa; Arthropoda; Arachnida; Ixodida; Ixodidae
Biological process (GO): activation of innate immune response
Molecular function (GO): RNA binding; zinc ion binding; double-stranded DNA binding
Source: RefSeq, a predicted model, not a curated record